This is a messenger RNA of Aspergillus alliaceus, 1346 nucleotides long. RefSeq names its product IPI1/TEX10 family protein. The record is from RefSeq and is a predicted model, not a curated record. The coding region runs from base 118 to 1161 and encodes 347 amino acids. The transcript has 3 exons. Gene Ontology annotation, biological process: rRNA processing. Lineage: Eukaryota; Fungi; Ascomycota; Eurotiomycetes; Eurotiales; Aspergillaceae. Gene Ontology annotation, cellular component: nucleus.
CUCAAGAGACAGCUAGCCCUAUACUGCACAUUGCUAUACGGCCAAACCCGCUAUAUACACAGAAAGCCAUCUACUCGGAUCUAACGACCGUACACACCACACCUACCUCCAUCCACCAUGGGAUCCAGCUCGAAGAAAAAGAAGGAAAAGCAGAAGGACUUCCAAAAAGCCAAACUAAAAGUCGGCAAAGCGAAAGGCAAGCCCGAAAACUUCACAGACACAAGCUUCAAAUCCAAAGGAAUCGUCCUAAACCAACAAUCCCUAACACUCAACGCCCCAACCUCCAACACACAAUUCACCCACCAUGUCUCCCUCCUAUCGUCUAAAUCCGACUCCCAACGCCGCGACUCCCUCGCCCACCUAACAACCGCCAUCACCUCGCGCCCCGUCACCUCUCCCCUCCCGCAACCAGUCAGCGUGAUCCUUCCCACACUCCUCCCCCUCAUCCUCGAUGCAAACACCGGCGUCCGCACCCAACUCCUCAAACUCUUCCGCGCCCUCCCCCCCUCCGACAUCCAAGACCACGUCCCCCAACUCCUCCCCUACAUCCGAGCCGGCAUGACCCACCUCGCAGCCGACAUCCGCGUCUCGGCUGUCGAAACCCUCUCCUGGCUCCUCUCCGCAGCCGGCACGGAAGUUGUCUCCUCCGCCGGCGGCUGGAUCAAGACCCUUAACUGCUUCCUCUCCGUCCUGGGAUGGCACACCGAGGAAUCAGCCAAGUGGUCCGCGAGCCGGGCCUCGUUCGGAAAAUCCGGAGCGAAGGGCCUGCCCAUGAUGAAGGUUAUGACUGUUUUGGCGGAGUUCUUGGACGCCGGGAUUGGGGCGCCGGCGGAGGAGAAGUCGGGUGUUGAUAUGCUGGGGUCGAACGCUGGAGUCUUGGGGUGGGAGUUCCCCCUUUGUUCGACGGGGGUGCAUAUGAUUCCGGAUACGGCUGCGCCGUAUGCUUAUCUGAAUUUGUUUGGGCAGCCGCGGGAUGAGGAAGGGGAGAUGUAUGAGACAUGGGAGGAUCGGUAUCGGGUUUUUGCGAAUCGGUUUUUGCCGGCUAUUCAGCGCGGGUUGGAGAAUGCGAGGCAGGAGGGGGGUGAGCUCGGACGGGCUAGUUCGGGGGCGAGUAAGGUGUUGAAGGAGGCUGUUGCUUAUGGGAGGGGGAUUGCGGUGUGAAUGGGUGGGUUGUGGUGAUAUGCUACGUCUUUACUCAUGAUGUUGGGACUUCUCUGAGGGAGAGAGACAGAGCUCUGCGAUUUACGCCGAUCUCGCCAAAGCGGGAUAGAGGACCGGCAACCGCGCUUUGCUAUUCGACGUUCAAGUGCAGUUGCGCAUCAGGACCUCACAGUCUAUAUACUUGC